This is a messenger RNA of Austrofundulus limnaeus, 512 nucleotides long. RefSeq names its product replication protein A3 (gene rpa3). Gene Ontology annotation, biological process: nucleotide-excision repair; DNA replication; mismatch repair. The record is from RefSeq and is a predicted model, not a curated record. The transcript has 4 exons. Gene Ontology annotation, cellular component: DNA replication factor A complex; nucleus; site of double-strand break. NCBI's taxonomy places the organism in Eukaryota, Metazoa, Chordata, Actinopteri, Cyprinodontiformes, Rivulidae. The coding region runs from base 55 to 423 and encodes 122 amino acids. Gene Ontology annotation, molecular function: damaged DNA binding; single-stranded DNA binding.
GCUCUGGUGUGUUCUAUUGGAGUUGAACGGCGCCACAGAAGUAAAGACACGAAGAUGGCAGGCGUCCUGGAUGUUCCUAAACCAAGAAUAAACUGCUCGAUGCUGUCGCAGUACAUUAACCGACCGGUGUGUCUCGUCGGUCGUGUCGGAAAGGUUAACCCAUCAGGGAAAACGUUUAAUGUUUUUGAUGGAGAAGGAAACAGCACAACAGUUGAACUGAAUGAGCCUCUUGAAGAAGAACUGAGCGGUAUCGUGGAGAUCGUUGGUAUGGUGUCCAACAAAGGAGUUCUGAUGGCCUCCACAUACAACAUACUGCCAGAAGAUAAGGGGAUUGUCUUUGAUUUAGAACUCUACAAUGAAGCAUUGAAGGUCAUUCAUGACUUCCCUCAGCACUACCCCUUCCAGGUGGCUGCUAGUGCAUGAAACCUCCACAUUAACACUGUUUGUUGUUCGUCCCUAACAAGGAGAAAAUGUGUACAAAGAUUUGCAAUAAAAUAUUUUUCAAUACAGCA